AGUCGGUGCGCGACCAUCUUGUCAAAACUCUGAGUCGGUGACAACAAAUAAAUAUUGUAAAAUGUCCUAAAUCGCUCUUAAUGACAUAACUAUCUUAUUGUAUUUAAUAAAGUAUCGUGCAUAUUUCAUGUUGGUGUUGUUUUCGCAGCAGUUACUAUAUAUUUUACUCGAUUUUUCGGGUUUGUGUUGCGUCAAAUGACGUCAUGUAUGUGAUUAUACACGUAUCGCGGCUGACGAGUUUAUAGUGUAACAUGCAUGACCAGGAGGGCGACGGGGAGCCGGCGCACCACGCGCGCCGCCCCAUGAACGCGUUCCUUAUCUUCUGCAAACGCCACCGCAGUGUUGUGCGCGAUAAAUAUCCCAAUCUUGAGAACAGGUCCAUAACUAAGAUCCUCGGCGAGUGGUGGGCCAACUUGGACAAGGAUGAAAAGGCUUGCUACACAGGUCUUGCUAAACAGUACAAAGACGCCUUCUUCAGCGCUAAUCCCGACUUCAAAUGGUACAAGUUGCCUGCACCACCACUCCGCACGUUGUCCUCCCGGCCCAGAGAGUCCAAUGACAAACCUGUCGAGUCCCCCAACAGCGACCACCACGACUCUGAACUCGAAAAAACAAACAACAACUCCACUAAAGUAGACUUCAACAAAAAGCCUAAAGAUGAACCACUAGAAGCUGAAUCCAAACCACUUUCCAUGUUCACGCCCGGAAAGCUGGCCGACGAAGCCCAAAUGGGAGGCCUCAGCAGCCUCCUGGCCACUAAGACUGAAACUCAAACCACAAACCCUUAUUACUCACCCCCAUGCUUUAAGUUCAACGCGAUCUCAACACCAAACGAUUACAGAUCUCAUAACUUAAUAGAAAGGGCCAAGGCGAAAGGUCACCCAAACGAGGACAGCAUACGCGAGCUGCAGAACGCGCUCACAGAGACCUCCAGGGUGUUCGAAGAAGACUUCCACGAUGACAAGAAGAGGAUAUAUUACGGCAUACCUAACGACCAGUUCACCAACCAGGACGUCAUAGACCAAAUAGUUGAUAAGAGAUAUUCUAAAGACGAUGAGUUCGGGUAUCAGAGGAACUGGUCCGACGACGAGAAGAACAUGAGGUCUGGUAGAUCGUGCAAGGGGAAGAGAUACCAGGAGUUCAUGGCUGUUGGGGGGCUCAUUGUCAACAAGCGGCAAAAACGUGACUCGGACAAGCCAGACGAGAACUACAGCGCGACCUGCAGUUGGGAGCCUGGCAGUCAGCGGGACGACACGAUGGACGACGAACCCAAACACAGCCCAGCGAACGACAAGCCGGCUGACAGCGACGACAAACUCGACACAGCCGACACGCCUGAACCCGACAAUAAUGCUAACAAAACAUUCAAGGCUGCCGACUUUGACUUAGAUGCUAAAAUUAGAGCCCUGCCCUCACUUAGCUUAGAGAAAUUCCAGCAAAAGAAGCGCGAAAACAAGCGCAAGAAGAAAACCAUCAACCUGAAACCGAAAGCGUUGGAGUCGUCGCAGAUAGUCAAUUCAGUUCCUAGGUCCAUGCUGGAGGAGCGGCGGGAGAGGGAGAUGGUGGACCACUGGCGGGACACGGUGAGCGGCAGCCAGAAGCGCAAGCCGCGCAAGAUCAGCAUCACGCGGCUGGAGAUCAACAGCCUGGUGUCGAGCGAGCCGCACGCCAGCAGCCCCGAGAUGAAGAUCGCGACGGAGGCGCCGCGCGCGCACGCGCUGCACCAGCCGCCGCACGUGGACCUGCUGGCGCUGGCCACGCUGGCCGAGGUGGCGGCCAACACCUCCAAGCUGGACGAGUCGGCGCUGGGCCACGCCGCCACGCCGCACCACAGCGACGCCAACGCUUCCAUGGUAUAACGGCACCUACCGACACCACUAGCCUUAACUAAAUAUUCCAAAUAUUAUUUACUUUGUAAUCAGAUAAUAUUUAUAUAUAGAUCUAAUUUUACAUUGUACGCAUAAAAAUUAAUAUUAUUGUACACUUUUAACUGUAGUUUUUAUAACGUAGCUAUAGAACUAUUUAUAUUGAAAAUAGAAAAAAAAGAAAAACUAUAUGUAUACCUUAUCUUAGUUACGUCGUUUAGGCUGCUAAAUACUGCUUUGUUAGGACUAGAAAAAGUAAGAGUGAUAGAUUAAUGUCCACACGAAUAACAACAAAGCAUAAUGAUUUUAAUUAUAGUAAGAAGAGAUACAAAUAAAUUACAAUUAUGAUAUCUUAGGUGUUAUCGAAGAGUCACGGGAUUUGUCGACGCCAUUUCAUCACAUCAUAACGGUAAUAAAAUGCCAAACAAAUAAGUCAUUUUAAGAUAAAUGUAAACCUCAUUACGUGUAAAGCUAGGUUACUUGAAUCGCCUUAAUAAUUUAGAGAUUAAAAAAAACUAAGACACCACAUGCAUAGACUGCAUUGCAUUUUUAAGGUGACUUAUUUCUCGUUUAUUGCAUACGUGCAAUUAUUAUCAUUUAAAUAUAUAUUAUAUUUAUAUUAUACACAAGUGGCUGGAGUCACAUGUUUUUGUAUAAAGCGAAUUUAUCACAAUUUAUGGCAACCGGAGGAAGGAAAUAAUUGGAACAUUGAAAAAGGCUGGGAAUAUUAGUUAAAUUAUAUCAGUAGCAUGUUUCAAUAUUCUUCGUUGACACAAUUUAAAUCGAAUGUUUACUAUAAAAUGAUUCAUUGCUAUGAAUGGUAAAUACAUCCUAAUUUGGUUGCAUUGGCAUAUUUAUGUGGCCACUAAUAAAUGGUAAAAUACGGGCCCUUUAUAAUAUUACAUCUAUUGAAAUAGUCCAAAUUCGUCGAAGGCCAGGUUCUAAUAAUUCUUAAUUAUUGUUAUGGUAAAUCAUGGCUUUCGUACGCAAUUUAAAAAAUUUCGCAGCCAUUUAGGGACAUGUCAGCAAAGAAAAUCUAUUCCCAGCUUAUGAUUGAGGCUUUUGUCAAUCUACAGUAAAACUUACAAGAAGUAUCAGUAUUGUAUAUCAAUUCAAUUAGCAAAACUAACAGAUUGAUAAAGCCCUCAACAAAAAAAAAAUAUUGAAAAAAUCUUUUUGGAAGAUUUUAUGCUUACCAGAGGUUUAGUAACGACUCUAUGGAAAAAUCAUUUGUAGUAAGGAAAUGUGAUGUUAUUUAUAAUGAGGAUGGAGCAAUUGGCGAAAGAAAGUGAUUGUAAUUUUUGUAGUUGCCACAUGAGGCCUCUGAAUACCGGCCGCGUCACGCGAGUCAAACUCGCCAAACUUUUCUUUGUGAUAAAAUACUUCGACUAGUGUUGUUAGUUUUAAACUUAAAAAUAUAUCAUCAUCGUUUCAUAAUUAUUAUUUAACGAAUUUCAAAGAAAAUAAUUAAUGUCUUACAAAAAAAUCGAAAAAAAAAUGUAUAUCGAUAGAAUCACGAAGGAUGCGUGAUUUGAGAUGAAACUUGUCCCCAUUAGGUACCUGAAAUUUAUCGAAAACAUCAUGAAUUUCAUGCGAAAAUAAAGCAAAAAAAAUACUAAGUGUAUAAAAUCAUUUUGAAACAGUUUUUAAGUUAAAAAUAAAAUGUCAAUAUUAAUGUAGUAGUUUACAUGUUUUUAAGAACAGUGUUUCUCAAACUUUUGUUCUUGUUUAUUUUUAUAAUGGAUUUUAAGGGGUUUCUGUGAUUUUAUUCUAUCUCCUAUGUUAAGGUUGCCGGCGUGAAGAUUUCGUUUGCAGGUCUAGUCUAGAUUAGAGUUUAUAAUGAAAAAAAUGAUCAAGUACUAAAUUCGAAAAGUGCACUUAUAUUUUUUAAAGUUACAAACGAUGACACAAGCCAUAAUGUGACAUGCUCAUCCAAAGACCAAAUGUAUUUAGAAUAGAAAAGCUAGGCUGUAGAUAUUGUAUAUGUAAUAUAUAGGUGAUAUAUAAAAUAUUAUGUAUAAUAAAUAUCUUAACAACUCGUCAAUAUUGUGGCAUUCCAAAAUGUCGAAAUUAUCAUGUUACUGUUUAAUAUUUGAUUUGUUGCAUUUUUUGUUUUUCAAACAUUUUUAUUUUCACAUAGAUUUUAAAACUAAAUAAUUGUUGAUUUUUGUGUAAAGUUUAAUUGAUUGUUACGUUUUAUUAGGAAGUGGUGAGCUUUGACGGUUCCUAUACGAGAUUUUAAUGAUGAGCUUUACAGGGCUUUACUAUAUCAAUGAAAUUAAAUUAAUACUACAUAAAUUACAGAUUACAUACUUAUGAGAAAUAUAUAUUUUGCCUUGUCGAGAUAGAGCCUUAUUUUAUAUUUGAAAAAUUAGUAUUAAGGCUAAUUGAUGAGGGGCCAGUAUCGGAAAAGGGAAUUUAGUAAUAAUCACUCAAUUUUAAAUCUAUAUAUUAUACCUUCACAAAUAUAUUAAUGGGAAUGGUGAGAUUAAAGGAAAUCUCUGGAGUAAAACCUGUAGGAUCCGAUUUAAAUAAAUAUGGUGCUGGAAGAUCUGUAUUAAAUUAUUUUAAGAAACAGUCCUCGGCAUUGCCUGGGACAGUUAGUCAGAGUAGGUAUUCUAACGGAUUAUUAUCAUUAUUUUUAAGUCAAUCGCAAUCACUUUGUGCUAUAUAUUUAUAUUUAAAAAAAUAUCCUGAACAAACAGUACAUUGUUGUAGCGCAAAUGGAUUGUUGAUUUUGUUUCGGUACCGGAAAUUUUUAUGUAUUUUGAGAAACACUGGUCUGCAAUAUUAUAAGUUAGGGCAUAAUAUGUCGGCACCCAAAGUGUUUACCUGUUCGGUUCCAAAGUAUAUUGUUGAAUGUUUUGUUACAAACCGCGGUUCAAUCUAUAUCCUUUUAUUGUAGUAAUAAAGUUUAUUCAUAUUAACAA
Molecule: messenger RNA, 4795 nt
Organism: Helicoverpa zea (corn earworm)
Lineage: Eukaryota; Metazoa; Arthropoda; Insecta; Lepidoptera; Noctuidae
Gene: bbx
Exons: 4
Coding region: 252-1859 (535 amino acids)
Biological process (GO): regulation of transcription by RNA polymerase II
Cellular component (GO): nucleus
Molecular function (GO): RNA polymerase II transcription regulatory region sequence-specific DNA binding; DNA-binding transcription factor activity, RNA polymerase II-specific
Source: RefSeq, a predicted model, not a curated record